Cantharellus anzutake is the source of this 1314-nucleotide messenger RNA. RefSeq names its product DEAD-domain-containing protein. The transcript has 8 exons. Lineage: Eukaryota; Fungi; Basidiomycota; Agaricomycetes; Cantharellales; Hydnaceae. Bases 1 to 1314 code for a protein of 437 amino acids. The record is from RefSeq and is a predicted model, not a curated record. Gene Ontology annotation, molecular function: ATP binding; nucleic acid binding.
AUGUCAAUCAGGACCCCGACACCUGUUCAGGCAUUUUGUAUACCCCCACUCCUUGCUGGAAGGGAUUGUAUCGGCAACGCGAAGACGGGGUCCGGAAAGACCGUCGCGUUCGCCCUCCCCAUCCUACAAAAACUAAGUCUCGAUCCUUACGGGAUCUUCGCCUUGGUUUUGACGCCUACUAGAGAGCUAGCGCUUCAAAUUGGUGACCAGUUUGCUGUACUCGGUGUAGCUCUUGGUAUUCACACAGCAGUAAUCGUCGGUGGCAUGGAUAUGUUGUCGCAGGCACUGGAAUUGAAUAAUCGACCUCAUAUCGUUGUGGCCACUCCAGGACGUUUGGUAGACCACCUGAACAGCGAGUCAGGGGAAUGGAAUUUGUCUCGAGUCCUCGAUGAGGCCGAUCGUCUUUUGACCGACACGUUCGCUCCAGAUCUACGCGCCAUAUUUGCUGCCCUACCGCCUGACCGUCAAACUGGUCUCUUUACUGCUACAAUUACUCCCAAGAUCGAGAAGCUUUCGGACGCCCCUCCCAGGCCUGGGAAGCAAAAGCCGGUGAUUUAUCGGGACACUUCAACCGUUGAGACCGUCGAUACUCUCAAACAAUACUUCGUUAUUUGCCCAUCUCAUGUACGGGAGGUCUAUCUCUUCUAUCUUCUCUGCCACCCACCCGAAUCUAUCGCCCACUUGCGAAGGGAGGCUCCAGCAAAGGUCAAGGCCAGAUGGAAGCAAAGAGACGAAGAUGACACCCCCAUAUUGUUUCCACCUCCCACCAUUGUCUUCGUGACUCACCCCAGGACUGCUGCCUAUCUCACGAUCUUACUCCAACACCUCGGUAUACCAGCUGCCGCCCUACAUUCCUAUCUAUCUCAGCGCGAUCGUCUGUCAAGCCUCCACUCCUUUCGAUCGAGUGUGAGUCCUGUGCUCGUUUGUACAGACGUUGCAUCUCGUGGGUUGGAUAUUGAGGACGUUGGCAUGGUUAUCAAUUGGGAUAUGCCUAUGGGGAAUGAGGACGAGGAUGAAGGAGGUGCAGAAGAUUAUGUCCAUCGCGUUGGUCGCACGGCACGUAUGGGACGUGGAGGUGUCGCGGUCAGUUUCGUCACAGAACGAAAAGGAGACACAGUGAUGGUAGAAAAGAUUGAACAGCGCAUUAAAACGAGAUUGGAAGAGAUGGAACUUCCUGAAGCUAAAGUGCUGAUAGAAUUAAAUAAAGUUUCGGUGGCAAAGAGGACGGCGAAGUUGAACUUGGAAAAUUCCAACUUUGGUGAACGGCAAAGAAUCAACAGAAAGAAAGGAAAAAACAUGUCGAAGCAGUCAUGA